AUGGCACCCAGCACAACAACCUCCAUGUCAUCUACGACGACCUCUUCAACAGCUACUGCGACUUGCCUCAAUAUCAGCCCGGGCAAGAAUGGAUAUCUCCCACCAGAGGCAUGCGAUGUCAUUCUCUACUAUGUCCCAUCAUUCGCCGCGGCGGUACUCUUUUGCGUGUUUUAUGGAAUGACAACCCUGUUGCACGGCAUUCAGGCUGUGAUGUUUAAGAAGGCUUACUCAUGGGUAGUAAUUAUGGGCGGAGCUUGGGAGUUGCUCGCCUUCAUUUUCCGAACGCUUCAAACGCGGCAGCAGAAUAAUGAAAAUUGGGACACCUACUACGUGCUCUUCUUUCUUCUCGCGCCAAUCUGGAUCAAUGCCUUUUUGUAUAUGACACUGGGUCGCAUGAUCCAUUUCUUCCUUCUAGAACAGAAGCUCGUCGGCAUCUCUGCGCGUCGGUUCGGUGUCCUCUUCGUCUGCCUCGAUGUCUUCGCCUUUAUCGUCCAGGUCUCUGGUGCUAUCCUGGCCAGCAAUCAAGAUAAUGGAAACCUCGUGAUGACAGGCUUGCACAUUUACAUGGGUGGGAUAGGCCUACAGGAGGCUUUUAUUCUGUGUUUCACAGGACUUGCCAUUCAUCUUCAUCGGAAGUUGAUCAAGAUGGAGGCGUCCGAGGACGUCUACAAUGGAAAGCUCUCACAAGGGCCAUUCUCGUGGCGGUGGCUCUUUCAUGUCCUUUACUUCGCUUUGGCGAUGAUUACUAUUCGAAUCAUCUUCCGAAUCAGCCAGUAUGCCCAAGGCACAUCUCCCACAAAUUCAAUCCUUACCCAUGAGUGGUAUGAGUAUGUGUUCGAUGCCGUCCCGAUGCUUCUCGCCCUCGUGGCUCUGAACGUCAUUCAUCCCGGUCGCAUCCUGCAGGGGCCCGACUCGGGCUUCCAACAAGUGCGACGAGCCGAAAAGGAGGCGAAGAAGGAGAAGAAACAGCAAAAGAAAAUGGCAAAGGAAGAAAAGAAAUCUCAGAAAAAGACGGCUAAAGAAGAAAAGAGACGGCAGAAGAAGGAAGGUUCGCGCGACUUGGAAGUUAUUGUUGAAGGAUCUCCUCUUCGGGCUCAUGCCAAUGAGGAGGAGCGGUUGAGCAAUAGCGAACAACAAUGGCCGCGUUAUCAUGAAAGGGAUGGAAGAUAUGAGGAUACGAGAUAUCAUGGUUAUCAGAUCUGA
Messenger RNA from Penicillium daleae, 1203 nucleotides. Its product is annotated as RTA1 domain-containing protein. Bases 1 to 1203 code for a protein of 400 amino acids. Lineage: Eukaryota; Fungi; Ascomycota; Eurotiomycetes; Eurotiales; Aspergillaceae. The transcript has 4 exons. Gene Ontology annotation, cellular component: membrane. The record is from RefSeq and is a predicted model, not a curated record.